Molecule: messenger RNA, 1783 nt
Organism: Tinamus guttatus (white-throated tinamou)
Lineage: Eukaryota; Metazoa; Chordata; Aves; Tinamiformes; Tinamidae
Source: RefSeq, a predicted model, not a curated record
GCCAGGUGCUUCGUGCUGCGGGUGGUUUGCAGCAAACACGUAGCAGUGCUGAGGAGUAAAACACAGGAGCGUUGUCCAGUGCGCGCUAGGACGCUUCAAGCAGCUGCUCCUGAAGGUCCACGCUGUGAAACCAAAAGGCUGGAAUUAGAGAAAGAACUGCUUGACUACAGAAAAUCUGAUGCAUACUUAGCGAAACUGAAAUACAUGAAGCUAAAAAAGUACUUGAAAGAAAUAGAGGAGCGGCAAAAAAAGGCUCUUCUGCGAAAUCAGACGUUUUUGAAGGAAUUCAUCGAAUUUGAAGCUCAUAUGAAAACUUCAAGUGCAGAGAUAAUUCAGAAGAUGGAAGUCCAGUAUGGAAGAGAAAUUAGAAGUGUGUUAUCCCAUCAAGGGAGUAGCUUGUCGGCACGAGGUGAAGAAGGCAGUGAGCAGGUGCCGCUUGUUGCAAGACAGGCAGGAAUUAACCCUGGGACAGCCAUGUCAAGAGGAUUGUAUCACCCAGCAACAAUCUUUAUGGGCCGCCAAAUGUCAGCCAUCUCAAGCACUGAAGAUUUCAGCACACAGCAGAAAUCUUUCCAGCCCACAAAGAGCUUUUCAUUUUCUGACCCAUAUUCAUGCAGACAGGCAGCACAGAGCAGUAAUGUGACAGACAGCUGUGUAGUACAAACUAAUAGUGAUAUGCAGUGCUUAAAUAAGCCUGACAAAAAAGAUGUGGGGACAGAUCUCCAGAUGGGUGAGAAAAUGCCAGUCACAUCCAGUAUAUCAUCUGAGAAUGGAAGAACUCACUGCUCAGCAAUAGAAAGUAAUACAAAUAACAGGGAAAUUAAUUUAGCAGGAAAACCGGAACAUGACCCGAGUAGCUCUAAACCAACGAGUUCAGAUAGCAGCAGUGACCUCACAGUUUCGGUGACCGAAGAGGAUGAUGUUGUAAAUGCCACUGAACCGCAGCAGCGUCUCGGAGACACCCAGAGCAAGGUGGCAUUAAAAGCAGUAAGCUCGGACCAAGAGGGAGACACCCGACCCCCAGGAGGUUUUUCUUUGCAAUCACCAAAUUUCCGUCCAGCAGAGGAAGAGCCUUCAGCCAGCUCCGUGCUGGAAGGGGAUAGUUUGACCCUUGAAGGAUUCUCUCGUUUACUGCAAUUGGUAGAAGAUUUGGUGGAGAUGGGAAGUCCCAGGUGCCUGGCGUUGUACCAGAGAGGAAGCACAAGUGCUGCAAAGAUGAACCAGCUAAUAAGCUUUUGUAAUCAGGCUGGCAGUUUGAAAGAAGAGGACCUUGAAGCCUGUGAAGCAGUUGUCCUUCAUCAGCUCCAGCGUUUAUUACAGAGCACCCUGAAUGGGGGCCUCUUACUCGAGACAGCACUCGAUGCUCAAGGCAGACCUAUAGGAGAAAAGCAAAUCAGGUCAGAGCAGCAGUUGGAUCUUGCCGUGUUGUGGGCUUGUUUGAGCAAACAUGCCUUGUUCCUGAAAAAGCACCGCGUUUUGCUCCCAGAUGAAGUUGCAAAGAUGUUUGAUACCUUGCUGAUUUCAGAGAAAAAACUGCGAGAUGCUCAGGCUCUGCUGUUAUCAAGAGAGGUCCUUCCAGAUGAGUGUGAAGACAGGUCAUCUGCUCAGAGCCAGGAAUCGUCUUACAGCUUGCCAUCAAUCCUGAAAGACCAGGGUGAAGCCGCGGCGGCAGAACAUGCUCCUCGCAGGCCCCACAGCCCUGGUGCAAGGAAACAAGAAGUCACAAGCUGGUGUGAAGAUGAGAGCAAGGAAGAAAGCGUGGUAGAAGCAAUUCCUAUUACAG